Messenger RNA from Asparagus officinalis (garden asparagus), 1536 nucleotides. RefSeq names its product premnaspirodiene oxygenase-like. The coding region runs from base 1 to 1536 and encodes 511 amino acids. The record is from RefSeq and is a predicted model, not a curated record. The transcript is spliced from 5 exons. Lineage: Eukaryota; Viridiplantae; Streptophyta; Magnoliopsida; Asparagales; Asparagaceae. Gene Ontology annotation, molecular function: heme binding; monooxygenase activity; oxidoreductase activity, acting on paired donors, with incorporation or reduction of molecular oxygen.
AUGAAGCUUGGGCCGGACCUCUUAUUUGCUGCUGGAAAUGUGGACUUGGUUGAUGCAUUUAAUUCCGAAAAUAAUUGGUUGCUGCAGAUUUGUUUGGAGAAAGAAUGGGCCGGCUUGGUUUUGGACUGUGAUCGUGAUAAUAGCAAAUCCACCACAGGUUAUGUGUUUGCACUUGCUGGCGGAGCUGUAAGCUGGGUUUCAAAACUACAAAGCAACAUUAACCAAGAUCAUAAUAAACUACCACCAGGGCCUCCAAAGCUCCCGAUCAUUGGCAACAUGCACCAGAUGCUCGGCCCUCUUCCACAUCGGAUCCUUCAAAAGCUAUCCAAGAGGUACGGGCCCAUCAUGCACCUAAAACUCGGCGAGAUCUCCCAUGUGAUUGUUUCCUCCCCAGCAGUAGCUAGAGAGAUCAUGAAGACCCGUGAUCCAAACUUCGCCGAUAGAGCGAUAUCAGCUACCACCAAGAUCGAAGAGGUUCAUAAUCUCAUGCUGUCUAUUUCUUCUUCCCAUGGUUCGGUCGUAAAUCUUAGUCAGAAGAUAAUUCCGAUGAUAAAUACUAUACUAACAAGGUUCGCCAUCGGGGACAAGUGGAAGGAUCAGGCUGAGUUUUUGUCGACGAUGAAGGAUGUUGUUAGUAAUGCUGCAGGCAAUGAUUUGUCUGACUUGUUCCCUUCAUUGUCCUGGCUCAUGUGUCUCAUAAGUAGGCCUAAGGUUAAAGUAUUGGAGGAGUGCUUUAAGAAGGUUGAUCCAGUAAUUGAAGGAAUCAUCCAACAGCAUAAAGAUAAGAGAACAAAUCAAGGCGAAGGUGGAAAAGAUUGCAAAAAUGACAAUUUGGUCGAUAUCCUCAUCGGUCUUCAGGAGCGCGACCUUCAAUUUGAAAUCGAUGCUGAUUGUAUCAAGGCUGUGAUAUUGGACAUUAUUGGAGCCGGGAGUGAGACGUCAUCCACAGUCAUACUAUGGGCUAUGUCAGAGCUAAUGAAGAACCCUAGGGUUAUGAAGAGAGUGCAGUCAGAAAUGAGGGAGAUUCUCAAAGGAAAAGCAGCAGUGACUGAGACCGACACAAAGCAACUAACCUAUCUCCAUCUAGUAAUUAAAGAGACGUUGCGUCUACACGCUCCAGCUGCACUACUACUACCCCAAGUGUGCCAAAAAACAACUGAAGUGCACGGCUACGUAAUCCAGGAGAAAACAAGGGUAAUUGUGAAUACCUGGGCCAUUGGACGAGAUCCACUGUACUGGGAAGAUGCCGAAGAGUUCAAGCCGGAGAGGUUCGAAGGGAGCCUAAUUGAUUACAAAGGCGAAGGUUUUGAGUUGUUGGCGUUUGGAGCAGGACGGAGAACGUGCCCCGGGAUGAUCUUCGGGCUGGCAGAUGUGGAGCUUCCUCUUGCUCAGAUGCUCUACUACUUCGACUGGGAGCUGCCUGAUGGGGUUGAGAGCGAUGAUCUGGACAUGAGUGAGACUUAUGGAUUGACAGCACGAAGGAAGUCCGACCUUUGCUUACGUGCGAUUUCUCGCAUUCCUUACGUUGAAGUAUAG